AUGGCUAGCUCGGCGGAGGUGAUAUGCGCCCUGCUUGCAAUCGUAGUCGGCUUCGUUGUCAUACGGAAGAAGACGGACCCUUUGCACCAUAUUCCAGCUAUAGGGCCUACCGCCCCGCUCUUGUCGUAUUUGGGGGCGAUCAGGUUCUUAAAUAAUGCUCGCGAGGUUCUCCAAGAGGGUUAUGACAAAUACAAGAUUUUCAAAGUUUCCAUGUUCGAUCGUUGGAUCGUGGUAGUCAGCGGAGCCAAAAUGAACGAGGAACUUCGUAAGGUCCCCGACGAGCAGAUGUCCUUCAUGGAAGCGAUUGAUUUGAUGAUUCAAUCGAAAUAUACUAUUGCUCCUGACAUUCUUGUGCAUCCGAUUCAUAUCACAGUAAUCAAGGAACAGCUUACGAAAAAUCUGGCUCCACUGUUUCCUGACGUCGCCGAGGAGGUCCGACUGGCAUUCCAGGAGUUGAUACCAGCGAAGGAUGAUGAAUGGGUCAGUGUUCCUGGAUACGAUACCAUAGCCGCGGUCAUAGCUCGUGCCAGCAACCGAGUGUUUGUGGGCGUCCCUUUGUGUCGAAAUGCGGAGUAUCUUAAACUCGCCACAACGUUCACUGCUGAGGUUAUGAAAGGUUGUACAGUCCUCGCGUUCUUCCCUGAUUUCUUGAAGCCACUCAUUGGGCCUUUCUUGCCCUGGUCUCGGAGGGCGAUCCGGCGGAUGCAUCCAUUGCUAAGGCCUGUAAUUGAGGAGCGAUUGAGGCAGCGCGAAGAGAAUGGAGAUGACUGGUCUGAUAAACCCAACGAUCUACUAAUGUGGAUCAUCGAUGAAGCCAGGCGCGUCGGUUUGAAUGAACCGAUUGAUCUGUGGGUACAGGGCGUGCUGGUCUCCAAUUUUACUGCAAUCCAUACCUCGACCAUUACAUUCACACAUGCCUUGUUCCAUCUUGCAGCAAAUCCGGAGUACAUCAAGCCAUUACGCGAGGAAGUAGAGGAGGUCAUCAGGCAAGAAAACGGAUGGACGAAAGUAUCCAUGAACAAAAUGUGGAAGCUCGAUAGCUUCUUGAAGGAAUCAUCUAGAGUAAACGGAGUUAGCGGAAUUGCUGUGACACGCAUAGCGCUGACGGACGUUACGUUGUCUGAUGGUACACUCCUUCCUAUGGGUACCGUAGUCACUGCGGCAGCGGCAUCUACGCAUCUAGACGAAGAGAACUACGAUAAACCGGACAUCUUCGACCCGUUCCGUUUUUCCAACAUGAGAGCAGAAGAAAGUGAGAAAAACAGACAUCACUAUGUCAGUACCUCGGCCGAAUAUAUAGGUUUUGGACACGGAAGGCAUGCCUGUCCCGGGCGAUUUUUUGCGGUCAACGAGCUCAAGAUUAUGUUGGCUACCAUUAUACUUUACUACGACGUCAAAUUCGCGGACGGAGGCAAGCGCCCAGAUAACACGUGGAUGGCAACGACAAUUCUCCCCAACCAAACCGCGAAGGUAAUGUUCAGGAAGCGGCAGGAUCUGGUUGUGUAG
Fibroporia radiculosa is the source of this 1506-nucleotide messenger RNA. RefSeq lists its product as uncharacterized. The coding region runs from base 1 to 1506 and encodes 501 amino acids. NCBI's taxonomy places the organism in Eukaryota, Fungi, Basidiomycota, Agaricomycetes, Polyporales, Fibroporiaceae. The record is from RefSeq and is a predicted model, not a curated record. The transcript is spliced from 11 exons. Gene Ontology annotation, molecular function: iron ion binding; monooxygenase activity; oxidoreductase activity, acting on paired donors, with incorporation or reduction of molecular oxygen.